Owenia fusiformis is the source of this 2666-nucleotide messenger RNA. NCBI's taxonomy places the organism in Eukaryota, Metazoa, Annelida, Polychaeta, Sabellida, Oweniidae. The record is from the annotation of a GenBank genome assembly.
UAUUAAGGCAGUCAACCGUUGUUCUUACCCUUCGCGCAGAAUGGCAGAGUAGAACGUAGAAGCUCUUUUAAGGAGCAAAGUCGAACGAAUGCAAAGGGUACGUUGUUCCGCGAUCCAUUGGUCGCUCCAUUCUAAUACUAGCUAAUACCCGGACCACAUUUGCCUUGCUAGACAGAUACUGGAAGACAUGUUAUCUCUCACGAUGAGGAUUAUCAUGGCACCCGAACAUCAUAUCGUGCAUGUGGAGGGCACACCGCUUGAAGCCAUGUCAGACAGUGCUUCACCGCAGACUAUAUAUUAGCUUUCCAUAUGUCGUUCCACUGAGUUUUCUAUGAACUAAAGAUUGAGUCAUCAUAAAAAGCAUUGAUCUCCGGGAUUAAUCCGGCUGGUGUCUGAAAUUACACUCAUUGUGAUAUUCAUCACAUCUUUCUGUUUUUCAACAAGGAAAAGGACGUUUAAUCGGAUGCCAUGAUUUCUCAUGAUGACUCACUCCACAUUUAUAACACUCAUAUCAUGAUAUUCCCCAAGCAGGAUUAUGCUUCGUAGUAAGUAGAAUCAUCUAUGUACAUAAUAUAUGUACACAUCGUAUAUAUCGUACAUAGGGAAAGUUACUUUGAUAUGAAUGAUGGACCUAGUUUAUCGCUUUAUUUCAUUCAACUGGAAUCAAAUCAAAAUCACAGCGGCCUUAUCUGCGGGGGUAAGGAUAAUGCAUUGAUGAGAUCUUACUUGUCUAAUUAACAUCCAGCUAGUAACUCAAAGGUGUUUCAGAGACCAAUAUACACUGAUAGUGUGCUAAUCUGUAAUUUCUAAAUAAAUAUGAUUGCAUUUUUCGAUUUGAUGUGUUUAUUUAAUGGAGAAAACACGUGACCAUUUUGAAAUGCCUUCUGGUCUCAGUACCAAUACUACACAGUUGGCCUAGCAUUGGAUUCGGAGUGGAUGUAAUAAAAGCAUUGUCUGUCAACGGCAAUCCAAUCAAAAUCACAUCUGGUCUUAAGCAGACAGACGUAGUGAAAUCAGCGUCAGUGAAUCUCCAUUAGUACUCUCAACGUGAAUAAUUAGGAGCACUAGCCGGUGUUUAUGGUACUGCUAUUGUGCCGAUGGGCGGUGACAUAUGAGGACAUAAAAUACACUGUCCUUAAAAAUAACCACACAUUGCACCAAAAUAUUGAUAGCAGAUAUUAGGAGUCAAACGCUUUUACGUUAACAACUACGACGGAGGGUAUUAGACUUGUGUUUUCAUCGAUCUAAUUUAACCAGUACUCAACAUCCGGAGGUUCAAUGUACACAAAAUAAGAAAUUGAAACCACAAAGAAAACUUUUAAGAAAAUGAGGCUCAAGGAAAGGACAUAUCGCUGGAUGGUUGAUGUUGCUUUGACAGCUGUAGUAUGGAUUAUUCUUCUGUCAUGUUACUUUGUGGCUGUGCCCCCAGAGAAGGGAUUCAUCUGCUCAGAUCCCCACAUCAACUAUCCUUAUCGCCCAAGUACAGUGGGAACAGCAGUAUUAGUAUCUUCCACCAUGAUCAUAUCAAUGCUGUUGAUUACUAUCACAGAGAUUUUCUUAUGGGCUCCAAUGAAAAGGGACAAGAAGCUACUUGGUAUAAGAUUAGGGCGCAAUCUUCUGACCUUUAUGUGGGGCUAUGCAGUUGUAUUUGAUGUCGUUUUUGUAGCAAAAUACUCAAUGGGUGCAUUGCGUCCAAACUUCAUAGAUGUUUGCCAACCGAAGUACAUCACAACCAGUGGAAACUGCUCGAACAUUGUUGGUCAAAUGAGGUAUGUUGAGCCUGAUAUAGAUUUUAUCUGCACCAACCCGGACAAGAGAGCUAUAUCAGACGCAAGACAAUCCUUUCCAUCUGGCCACGCUGCAGCAGGGGCUUUCUGCGCAGCUUUCCUGUCUAUAUAUGCCCAAUUCAAAUGGCGAGUGGAUUGGACAAUGAUUCUGGUGCCAUUCCUACAGAUGACACUAGCGUGUCUUGCUCUAUACAAUGCAGUUUUGAGGGUAACAGACAACAAACAUUACCAAAUAGAUAUAUGGGCUGGUGCACUCAUAGGAUCUCUGGUAGCAAUUCUUACCGCAUAUCGGUUAUUCAGCUUCAAGGAAGACGUAGACGUUCCUGAACGUGUAUACCAAAAUGGCGUUAACCACAAUCAUAUAAAUCAUGUUAGUGUCCCCCAAUCACCAACCAGGCACAACAACAUUCCAUCCGCUCCGGAUUGUCAAUAUCCACAAGAAGAGCAUGGAGAUAAUGAACACCUAGAUCAAGAUCAUGCCAGGACCGAUCUCGUUAGUGCUGAAACAAAGUUUAAUAGUCAAGCGUUUCAUAAUGUUUAGCUUUAAGUCGGUUGCAAUAGAUGGCGGGAUUAUCAUAAAUCCCAAGAGUGCAAUUUUAAUUUAUAUCUUCAUUCCUUAAUGUCACAAAAUAAUGUACAGGGUAGCCCAAAACUACAGCCAUUUUAUUAAGGGGGCAACUCUCAAAUAUUGUGGAAUCUUCGUUUUAUGUAUAUUGAGCACUCAAUUGCAAUUAGCGAAUCAGAUGUGUAUUUGUAUAGCAACAGCGAAAUUAUGUUGCAGAAGCCUCAAGUACAUCAUGGUUCCAUCAGGGAAAAUCCCGAAUCUCUGAUAGUUAUUCUGAUAUUCAUCAGAGUAUCUUUCUGUUUCACCUGAAACAU